Heterocephalus glaber (naked mole-rat) is the source of this 2580-nucleotide messenger RNA. It is a transcript of the gene Cpz, whose product is annotated as carboxypeptidase Z. Gene Ontology annotation, molecular function: zinc ion binding; metallocarboxypeptidase activity; protein binding. Gene Ontology annotation, biological process: peptide metabolic process; protein processing. The record is from RefSeq and is a predicted model, not a curated record. Lineage: Eukaryota; Metazoa; Chordata; Mammalia; Rodentia; Bathyergidae.
CCCGGGCUUGGGGCGCAGCACGGGCGGACGUGCAGUCGCGGUGCAGACGGCCGGCCUGCGGCAGGAGCCGGUCCUGCCCGGGAGGAGCCGGGCUCAGGGCCCCCCACCGGCCCGGCCGGGCCUCCUCCCAGGGGGCUCCCGGAGGCGGGGGCCUCUCGGUCCCCAGGUGCAGUUUAGACCUCGCCUUUGACCCCUGCUCUAGGGAAGGGGAGGCGGAGGGGCUGCAGGGCCACCUGCUUCCCCACUCUGCUCUCUGGGUGGGUCCACAGUGCGGGGAGGCGGGGCCGAGGCCCAGCACGGGCGACCCAGCCUGGCUCCCCGGCCGCCCCCACCCGCCGUCCUGUCCCGGGAGCAGGGUUUUUCCCACGGCACGGAGGGCGGGGGGCGGCGGCCCGGUUCCCGUGGGGGCGGGACCCCUCGGGCUGGGGGCUGCCCGUUUAUCUGCUGCUCCUCCCCGCCGCAUCCCCUCUGCGCGUCUGACGCUGCCCUGUAACCCGACUCCCGCGCGGCCUCGAGCCCCCCCUGAGCGCCGGGAGCCCAGUGCCACAUCACCGCGCCCACCAUGCUGCCGCUGCCGCUGCCGCUCGCCCUGCUGGUCGCGCUGGCUGCCACCGGUGACUGCCAUGGGCCAGCGGCUGCUGACAGCGCCACCUGCGUGAACCUGCAGCUCACGACCUGCUCGGGUGCUACCUAUAACCAGACCACCUUCCCCACUGCGCUGGAGCACCGCUCGCGAGAGGCUGUGGAGGCCAGCUCCGAGUACAUCCUGCUGAGUGUGCUGCACCACCUCCUGGAGGGCCAGUGCAACCCCGACUUGCGGCUGCUGGGCUGUGCGGUGCUGGCUCCCCGGUGCGAGGGUUCCCGGGUUCGGAGACCCUGCCGGCACGUGUGCCAGGGCCUGCAGGAGGCCUGCCAGCCAGCCUUCGAUGCCAUCGACAUGGCCUGGCCCUACUUCCUGGACUGCGCCCGCUACUUCGCGCCCAAGGAAGAGGGCUGCUUUGACCCCCUGGAGCAGCUUCGGGGUGACCUGGAGCCUGAGGAGGCCCUGCCCUCGGGCCUGCCGCCCACCUUCAUCCGCUUUGCCCACCACUCCUACACCCAGAUGGUGAGGGUGCUGAAGCGGACGGUGGCCCGCUGUGCCCAGGUGGCCAACACGUACAGCAUCGGGCGCAGCUUCGACGGCAAGGACCUGCUGGUCAUUGAGUUCUCAGGCCACCCCAGCCAGCACGAGCUCAUGGAGCCCGAGGUGAAGCUCAUCGGCAACAUCCACGGCAACGAGGUGGCAGGGCGCGAGAUGCUCAUCUACCUGGCGCAGUACCUGUGCUCCGAGUACCUGCUGGGAAACCCUCGAAUCCAGCGCCUGCUCAACACCACCCGCAUCCACCUGCUGCCCUCCAUGAACCCUGACGGCUAUGAGGUGGCAGCAGCCGAGGGAGCGGGCUACAAUGGGUGGACCAGCGGGAGGAAGAACGCGCAGAACCUGGACCUGAACCGGAACUUCCCGGACCUCACGUCCGAGUACUACCGGCUGGCUGGGGCCCGGGCCGCGCGCGCUGACCACAUCCCCAUCCCCGAGCACUACUGGUGGGGUAAGGUGGCCCCGGAGACCAAGGCUGUCAUGAAGUGGAUGCGGACAGUGCCCUUCGUGCUGUCCGCCAGCCUCCACGGGGGCGACCUGGUGGUGUCCUAUCCCUUCGACCUCUCCAAGCACCCCCUGGAGGAGAAGAUGUUCUCCCCCACGCCGGACGAGAAGAUGUUCAAGCUGCUGGCCAGAGCCUACGCUGAUGUCCACCCUAUGAUGAUGGACAGGUCGGAGCACAGGUGUGGGGGCAACUUCCUGAAGCAGGGCAGCAUCAUCAAUGGCGCCGACUGGUACAGCUUCACGGGAGGCAUGUCUGACUUUAACUACCUGCACACCAACUGCUUCGAGAUCACAGUGGAGCUGGGCUGCAUGAAGUUCCCGCCCGAGGAGGCGCUGUACGGGCUCUGGCAGCACAAUAAGGAGCCGCUGCUCAGCUUCCUAGAGAUGGCGCACCGGGGCAUCAAAGGCAUGGUGCUGGACAGGUUCGGGAAGCCGGUCAAGAACGCCCGCAUCAUCGUCAAAGGCAUCCGCCACGACAUCACCACAGCUCCGGAUGGAGACUACUGGAGACUCCUCCCGCCGGGCUCGCACGUGGUCAUCGCGCAGGCACCCGGCUACGCCAAACUCGCGAAGAGGGUCACCAUCCCCCUUGGCAUGAAGAGGGCUGGACGCGUGGACUUCAUCCUGCAGCCCCUGGACACAGGCCCCAAGAAGUUCCUGCCUGCGCUCCGCAGAGCUGCGCCCCACUUCCGGGUUGUGCGGGGGGGCCUGGGCCCCCGGAGGGACCCCGCGGAGCAGGAUCCCGAGCCGCUCGGGGCGCGCAGGCUGCCCUCGGCCGGCGGGAGCAAGCCCUGGUGGUGGACCUACCUCACGUCGCUGAGCCCCCACAGGCCGCGCUGGCUGCUCAAGUACUAGGAGCCCACACCCCCUGCCCAGGGCCUGGCUCUGGGUUUUCCCUCUCAGACAUCGCACCCGCCAUAGCCGUUUAUUAAAGGGUU